AUGAUUUCUUUUAUGGUAAUGUCAAAUAUUUUAUCUGAACAAAUGAAGCAAUAAUAUAAAAGCAAAUCUGUGUUUUGGAGAUAAGAAAAAGAAAAACUACUUUAAACUUUAUAACCAAAACAAAAUAACUAAUCAUAAUAAAGAUCAAGAACAAGUUAAAGAAAGAGUAAGUAUCGUUAUCUAGUUGAAUCAUUAUAUCAUUAAGAUACUCCUGAAAAUAACAAAUCUAUUUACAAUUAAUUCUAAUAAUAAAUUAGUUCUCAAUUUCAACAGCAAUAAUUAUAAAGUUCUUCAAAAAAAAAAAAAAAUGAUGAACUUAGCUUUUCAACAAUUAUGAAUAAAUAUUACAAAUAAUAAGAAGGAUCUAAUACUAAAUAACAUAUUUAUGACCCUUUUGCUGAAUAAAUAAUUGAAUCUUUUUAAGAAUUGAAAAAAAAGAAAUCAAUCAAAAUAAAAGAAUUAGAAGAGUGUACAUCUGAUACUCAAUAGAUAUGUAAUAGUGCACGUAAAAUAAAUAUUAUAAAUAAAAUCAAUCAAAUUAGAGAAUUUAUUGAUCAAUAAUUAAGUACAAAUUAGGAAGAACAUAAUAAAGAAAUAUAAUAAGAUAACUAUAAAUCCUAAUAUGCUGAUAUUAGUGCUAAUAUUUUUAGAAAUAAAUCAGUUGAAUCUAAACAAUUUUUAGAUUAAAGUUAUAGAAACUCAAUACCAAAAAUUAAUGAAGACACACAUAAAAGAAGAUCUUCAAAAAGCUGUACUAGAUUAGAUGUUGGCAUUUAAGUUACAUUAGUAGAUGAAAUUGAAACUAAAUAACAAUUAUAAAUUCUACAUUAAAAUCAGUAAAAUCUUCUUGUCAAUAACAAAAAUUCUAAUCAAGUUAUUUAAGAAUUUAAUAUAUCUUUAUAAAAUGAAGUGAAAGAUUAGAUAUAAUAAGCAUUUCCAAUAUAAAAUAAAUAAUCAUCUAGCAUUUCUGAAUAACAACUAUCUUAAUUGAAAAAAUAUCAUUUUGAUCAAAAUUCAGAAAGAAGUAGUAGAAGAAGUCAAUUUUAAGAGAGUAACAGAUCAUUCAUUAACAAUGAAGAAAGAUAAAAUUUGGAUAUUAAAGAAUCUGAUACCAAUAAGAUUGAAACAAAUUUAUAAUUUGAAGAAAAUAUCAAAUUAAUACCAUAAAGUACUAAAAACUAAGAGGAUAAUUCAUAAUAAUAAGAGAGAUUAUCUAAUAAGUCUAAUAUUAAUUAUUAAAUUAAUAAUUAAGAGAAAUCUUCUAUAAAGUAAUAUUAAGAUAACGAAAUAAUGACAAAUUAAUAAAGUAUUAAUAAUUCUAAAUUUAACCUAAAGAAUAAGGAAAAUUAUGAAGAACAUAAUUUUGUUGCCAAUACUUAAACAAAAUUAGAAUAAGAGGAUACAAAAUUUAAAGAUAUUUAAACAAUUAAGUAAAGAAAUGUUAUAUAAAUUCCUAAAAUGAUAAAUAGUUUGAAUUUCUAAAAAUUAGAUACAAAUAAUGAUUUUUUGGCAUAGUUAACUUCAGUUGAUACAAAUCGAUUUAAAUAAGAUCUAUAAUAAAUUUUGGAAGAGGAAGAUUCUACUAAUGUAUUAAAGAAUAAAGAAAAAUAAUAAUAAUUAGAUAUACCUUUAACUAGUAAUCGAUCAUCAUUAUCUUUUACUGAUCCUAUGAUCGUUUAAUAAACAAAUUAACAUUAAUUUGUAGAUGAAUCAGAUGUUGCAUAAACAGAUUAAAGAAUUAUUGAUAAUGCUACUGUAUUUACAGAUGGUAAUUUGUAAUAUUCUGAAGACACUCCAAAAUUAAGAGUAACAACUUAAUUGAGUAAUAAUAAUUUAGAUGAAGGUAAAUAUUAAGGAAAUUCACAGUUAAUAAGUGAAAAAUAAUAAUAGAUUAUUAAACCAGAAUCAUAAUAUUAAUAAUAAUUAUUAUCAAAUGAGUUAAAUUGUAUGAAUUCUUAUUCUUUUGAGUAAUGGCUUUAAUAAACAGAAAAUAAUAAGAAAAUAUGUAAUUAAAAUGUUUAUUCUUAAAACUUUUAAAAAUAAAAAUGUGAUCAUAGUACUUAAAUUAAUAAAAUUGAUUCAGAUUCAGAUGAAGAAAUUUAGUUUAUAAAAUAAAAAUAAUAAAAAUUUUAAUUAAAUUAAGGUGUUACUCAAUUUGUAAGAAAUAUUUCAUCAAUUUUAAAAAUUAGAAAAAUUAAAUCAUUUUAUGAUAUUCGUGAAUUUUCAAUCUAAGAAACAUAAAAACACUAACAAUAAUUAUAAUAAUCAUAAUAAUAAUCUUAAUAAUCAACAUAAUAAUAAUUUUAUCAUUCUCCAUUUGAAUCACAAUAUUCAUCUUAGAGUUCUUGUAAUACUCAUUCUAUAUAAACAUUAUAAAAAUAAUAAUUAAAUCAAUCAUAAUAAUCUGCAUAAUAUUAAUUAGACUUAAGAUCUUUAAACUAAACUUCAAGAGAACAAGCAGCAUGUGAGAAAAUUUCAUGCUUACUUAAGAUAAUCAAAGAAGAAACUGGAUCUGAUACUUUAAGAUUGAUCCAAAAUAAAUAAACAUAACCUUCUAAAAGUAAAAGAAGAGAGAAAGUAUCAGAACCAUCUAAUUUUUCAUAAAAAUGCGAUAAAUAAACUAAAAAUAUACCUACAUCACCAAAAUAUAAUUCAGUAUCAAUCCCUGUUGAAUAAAUAAAUGAUAGAAUCAAAGUAAACUUAAUUUAAGAUUUAGAAUUAGAGUCUCCAAAAUAAAAACAUACAGAACAUGUAGAAUUAAAUGAUAAUAGUAAAAAUAUUAAAUAAUUUUUAGUUCCAAUAGCAGAGCCAAUGGAAUUUUAGGAUGUUUUAGUUAUUGAAAAAUAAAAAAGAGAAAUUAAAGAAAAUAAUUAAUCUAAUAAUUGUAGCAAUAUUUUGAGUAAUCAAUGUGGGGAAUAGAAAAACUUUUAUGUUUUAUCAAAUCAUAUAGCUAAUUAAAAAGCAAAAAUUGCAAGGAAAUUUUAAUAGAUUCAUUAUAAAUCAGUUGGUUAAUCAACUUCUAGGAAAGAAAAUAUAUAAUUUUGA
Molecule: messenger RNA, 3045 nt
Organism: Paramecium primaurelia
Lineage: Eukaryota; Ciliophora; Oligohymenophorea; Peniculida; Parameciidae
Source: the annotation of a GenBank genome assembly